Apaloderma vittatum (bar-tailed trogon) is the source of this 933-nucleotide messenger RNA. RefSeq names its product long-chain fatty acid transport protein 1-like. Gene Ontology annotation, cellular component: mitochondrial inner membrane; plasma membrane. Gene Ontology annotation, biological process: phosphatidylcholine biosynthetic process; cardiolipin biosynthetic process; negative regulation of phospholipid biosynthetic process. The record is from RefSeq and is a predicted model, not a curated record. Gene Ontology annotation, molecular function: fatty acid transmembrane transporter activity; long-chain fatty acid transmembrane transporter activity; long-chain fatty acid-CoA ligase activity. Lineage: Eukaryota; Metazoa; Chordata; Aves; Trogoniformes; Trogonidae.
AUUAUUCAGUAUAUCGGGGAAAUCUGCAGGUAUCUCCUGAACCAGCCCGUCCGAGAGGCGGAAGCGCGGCACUGCGUGCGGCUGGCGGGGGGCAACGGCCUGCGACCCACCAUCUGGGAGGAUUUCACCAAGCGUUUCCGCAUUAAGCAGAUCGGGGAGUUCUACGGAGCCACAGAGUGCAACUGCAGCAUCGCCAACCUGGAUGGCAAGGUCGGCGCCUGCGGCUUCAACAGCCGGAUUUUACCCAACGUUUAUCCCAUUCGUUUGGUGAAGGUGAAUGAGGACACGAUGGAGCUGAUCCGCGAUUCUGGCGGGCUCUGCAUCCCCUGCCGCCCUGGGGAGCCGGGGCUGCUGGUGGGGCAGAUCAACCAGCGGGACCCCCUGCGCUACGUCAGCGAGAGCGCCACCAGCAAGAAGAUCGCUCGCAACGUGCUGCGCAAGGGCGACGAGGCUUACCUGUCAGGAGACGUGCUGGUGAUGGACGAGCUGGGUUACAUGUACUUCAGGGACCGCAGCGGCGACACCUUCCGCUGGCGCGGGGAGAACGUCUCCACCACCGAGGUGGAAGGAACCUUGAGCCACGUCCUCAACCAGACGGACGUGGCGGUGUACGGCGUGGAAGUGCCGGGGGUGGAGGGCAAGGCUGGGAUGGCGGCUGUCGCCGACCCCCAGGCCAAGGUGAACCCCAACGUGCUCUACCAGGAGCUGCAGAAGGUGCUGCCGCCCUACGCCCGCCCCGUCUUCCUCCCCCUCCUGCCCCAGGUCGACACCACAGGUACCUUUAAAAUCCAGAAAACCCGCCUGCAGAGGGAAGGGUUCAACCCCCACCAGACCUCGGACCGCUUGUAUUUUCUGGAUCUAAAGCUGGGGAGAUACGUCCCUCUGGACGAACGCCUUUAUGACAGGAUUUGCUCAGGAAAAGCCGCUUUAUGA